Messenger RNA from Phytophthora sojae, 1614 nucleotides. RefSeq lists its product as hypothetical. The coding region runs from base 1 to 1614 and encodes 537 amino acids. NCBI's taxonomy places the organism in Eukaryota, Oomycota, Peronosporomycetes, Peronosporales, Peronosporaceae. The transcript has a single exon. The record is from RefSeq and is a predicted model, not a curated record.
AUGGCUGUGUGGUUGACCGUGGGCAUGGUGCCAUUGCUGUUGCAAGGACGAAGCUACUUAAAGUUCGUGACGCCGCAUAAACUAACAGAUGAUCUAGUGGUUCCUGCUGAUGCAAAGCGAGAGACGGCAAAUAUCGCAGAGUUAUGCCCCGUUGAAGGAUUGUUAAUCGCUCAUGCGUGGUGGAAUGUUGCUGUCACGCACUACUAUCGGGUCGAUCACGGGCAGGUUUGUCACUUCGUGAUCCCGCAGUACAAUAUUCACGGCUCGUACAUCCUGGGGACCAAGAAAAUCGCGCCGUAUUCGACAGCGCCGAGCAGUUGUGAGGACGAAAGCUACUACUUUGAACACUAUUUCUACCACGGAUCCAUCGGAUACUAUUCUUUUUACGAGGAGGCCGAAGGCACGUAUUGCAGGCAAGACAAGACAGCAUAUGUUCGAGUUCGAGGGCUUGGGACAUUGGAUAUCAAUGGGGUGGAAUUGGCUGAGGACAGAGGAGAUUUUGGGUACCGACGAUCGUAUUGGUAUGGUACUUUUGGCGCCAUUUGGAUGAUAUACCGCAGCAUGUUGCUCCGCAAAAGCUACAUAAUGUGCAAGCAAUACGGAAGGCGGUGUGAUCGGAUGAACGAAAAACUUCGACGCAAGAACGCAGUAGUGUUCAUGCAGGAGAGUCUGCGACUUUCAGCCCAUGGAACGACGAACUACCAUCGUUUCGUGAUGAUGUACAUGCUUUUGGAGGGAAUUAUGAGCGAUUUGUUUCUGCUGAUCGCGCAGGACGGGCUGCUUUCGAUAAUUCAGUACAUCUCCCUAGGGUACAAUCUGGCUGGGAUACUCUCGAUGUCGUUUGAGAUACUUGAGGGCACUCGGUGGUUGCGUGACAAAGUGAGACUUUUCUUCAAAAGGCUUCUUUUCAGCUACGAAACAUCUCUGCUAGGGGAAUUUCUGAGUGCUGGUCUAAUGCAUUACUAUCUGACGUGGAUAAAUCGAUCGAGUCUACGGCACUCGAGGCCAACAGCUCUCGCGGUGUCAUACUAUCUCUGGAGUUUGAUCGGUCAUGGCGUCAUCGUUUUGGGCUUAACAGCAUUCGUGACCAGCGUCCGAGUGGUCUGGGCGGCCAUCUGUACGUGGCGGUGCCAUGGAACCUUGGCCGUAUUGACAGCGCCAUGCUGUGUAGAUACAACGCUUGGGGUUCGCAGCAAAAUGACCAUGUUGGGAGGAUAUCUGUGGGAGCACGACAAACUCUAUUACAAAGUCGAUGCUCUCAAGUCCUUCGGCAUCCUGAGAAUGGUAGAAGAAGGCGGAGCUGAAUUCUUCGUUAUCCGCAAAGUUCACUGGUUAAAUGUGCCGAAGAACGAUCUGUUCGUAAUCGGAAGCGUGUCCGGGCAUCGUGUAGAACCUUGCAGCGAGCGAUUAUGCACUGGCCCCAUCAGUGUGUUUGAUCGACAUCUUGGAGGCGAUCUCAACCAAACCGGGAUCGCUAGACCGCGUGGCAUCCGCGUUGAUAACAGAGUCGCAGUGGGGCCCAAAACACUGAAUGUCAUGCCGUCCUACAUCAAUCCUGAUACGCGUACAAUACCCACAAAUUCUUCGCCUGCAAGGGAAACCAUAUUUGAAUGA